GUGUGUGUGUGUGUGUAGUCUCUUUUCAUGAGGUCGGUCACAAAAAGGUCACGUAUAAUCUUUUGAACAAAAACAGAAAUAGAGGAAAGCUGCAAAAAUGUCAUGGUGUCGCAUCCUGUCCGGCUCCCCCAAAAAACUUAAUUCGAUCAGCCUAAAAAUAGCGCGAAUUGGCGCGAUUCUCCUUAAAAAGUUCCUCCCAGCCCAGCUAUUUGUGGAUCACGCUUGCACAAGCGCGCAAACGAGGGCCCGACGGCAAUACAAUGAGAUUGGAGAUUAGAAAUCGUGGCCCUGUUUGACAGGAUCAGCUUUAGGGAUAAAUCUGAGACGCGGACCCACUUCAGAUCACUCUGCAAACGCGCUCAGGACCUCCAGACCCAAGAAGGGAAAAACAAAAAGCAGUUGUUUACAAAAUAACGUCGCAGAAUCACUCAGGAGGCAGAAACGAUGUACGAGUACUUGAGUAACAGUUGUACGUGCACAAACGUCUUGGGUGCGUUUGUGCUGCUGUGGAUUUUGGUGUGGUUCUACCGGGACAACCUGGAGAUCACCAAGGUCUCAGAGAAGCAUGUUUUUGUGACCGGUUGCGACUCUGGGUUCGGCCACCUACUAUGCAAACGUCUGGACAAACGGGGUUUCCGCCUCCUAGCCGGGUGUCUUACAGAAAAGGGCGCAGAUGAUUUGAAGAGGGCCACAGGACCUUUCCUGAAGACCUGCAUCUUAGACGUGACUAGCACAGCCAGCAUUCAGAAGGCUUUGGAAUGGACCAAAAAAGAAGUUGGAGAUAAAGGGCUUUGGGGUCUCGUGAACAACGCCGGCCGCUCGCUUCCCAUGGGUCCGUCGGAGUGGAUGAAAAUCGAAGACUUCGAAAGCACGCUCAAGGUCAACAUGACUGGUGUGAUCGAGAUGACCAUGAACUUCUUUCCUCUUGUCAAAAAAGCCCGUGGACGAGUGGUGAACGUUGCAUCCGUCUUGGGAAGAGUGGCAGCUAACGGCGGAGGGUACUGCAUCUCAAAAUUCGCAGUGGAGAGUUUCUCUGAUUGUCUCAGGAGGGAUAUCCAGAAUUUUGGGGUCAAUGUGUGCAUCAUCGAACCCGGUUUCUUCAAGACGCAGGUGACCAGCUUGGACCCCAUAGAGAGGGAACUUCAUCGCCUCUGGAACCAACUGACCCCUGAAGUGAAGGAGAGUUAUGGAGACAAAUACUUGGAAAAAUACAUCAAUAUCCAGAGGCUGAUCAUGAACACCAUAUGCGACUCCGACCUCAGUAAAGUGACCAACUGCAUGGAGCACGCUCUGCUGGCCGUCCACCCAAGAACACGCUACAGCGCAGGCUGGGACGCCAAGCUCUUGUGGAUUCCCUUGUCUUACAUGCCUGCUUGUGUUAUAGAUAUUGCGCUGAAGCUGGUGUUGCCAAAGCCUGCAAAAAGUGUCUAGAUUUGAAAGUAAUUUUUAGGCAGGAUGCUUUUUACUCUUACCUUUCAUUCCUCUUAUGACACACUGGAUGACGCUCUAUUAUGGGUUCGGCACCUAGAGUUUACAAACACUGUGUGUCUGUAAAUGAAUAGUGUAAGUUAUGACACUAACAGCAUGUUGUAUAUUUAUGAAAAAUUAUACGAAGUAGUUGAAUGGUGCCUUAAAAUGCAUCACCGGUUCGUGCCUUGUUUCCAUAGAGUGCCACUGACUUAUAUUACUUAGCCUGUAUUUGUCUGAAACUGUCAGAGUUAGUUGUUUGCAUGGAAUUCAUAUAACGCAACUCAAUAAAUGCAUAUUUUGUGUGCCUUGUGA
Messenger RNA from Puntigrus tetrazona (Sumatra barb), 1782 nucleotides. It is a transcript of the gene rdh5, whose product is annotated as retinol dehydrogenase 5 (11-cis/9-cis). Gene Ontology annotation, molecular function: oxidoreductase activity. The record is from RefSeq and is a predicted model, not a curated record. The transcript is spliced from 6 exons. The coding region runs from base 445 to 1431 and encodes 328 amino acids. NCBI's taxonomy places the organism in Eukaryota, Metazoa, Chordata, Actinopteri, Cypriniformes, Cyprinidae.